AGACAGCUGAGCUUCGCAAUCGCGUCAAGAGAGGGCGCUCGCGCUGGUGUGUGGGGUGUGUGGCAGCGGCAGCGGCCGGUGGCCGCCCGUCGGCUCGCGGCUCGCGACUCGCCGCCAGCCCGUUAGUCCGCGGAGUGGGGCGCUCGGGGCGGGCUGUGCAGCGGUUCUCCUGGUUGACGUUAUCCAUGCGAUAUCAUGAGCGCUUCUGCCAAAACUGUGCGUAUAACAGCGUCCUAUUUGCCUCGCGAGUACGCUGUUACUUCUGUUGUUAGUAAGACUGAAUCUACAAUGGUGAAGAACAAUUCGCUGGACUCUGGUGUUGACGGUCUGCGCGACUCGCCGAAUUCGGGCCUUCGUGAUUCUCCCAACUACAUCCAUGACUCUCCGAACCAGAACUACUUGCGGGAACAAGUAAAUCUGCAGCACGCUCCGCUGAAGUCGGCUUCCACAAGCGGAAUGGUGAAGUUGCAGUCAAUGCGAAACGAGACCGUCCACGCUGAGAACAUCGAACUGCCCGAGUACAUCGUUGAUCCAUCAACUCGCACCACCUACCUGAAAGGGAAAUUCCUCGGAAAGGGCGGCUUUGCCAGGGUCCACGAGCUCACUGAUCUCACCAACAACAAGGUGUAUGCCGGCAAAAUCAUCCCCAAGAGCCGCAUCACCAAGCCGCACAACAAAGAGAAGAUCGCGCGAGAGAUCGACUUGCACCGCCACCUGCGGCAUCGCAAUGUCGUUCGCUUCGAGCACUGCUUCGAGGACUCUGAGAACGUCUACAUCAUCCUCGAGUACUGUCCGCGGAAGUCUCUGGUGCACGUCCUGAAGCACAGGCAGACGCUGACGGAGCCCGAGGUGCGCUACUACAUGCGCCAGCUGGCCGACGGUGCCGAGUACAUCCACUCACAGAGCAUCGUGCACCGUGACCUGAAGCUGGGAAACAUGUUCCUCUCGGAUGAAAUGGUGGUGAAGGUCGGCGACUUCGGCCUCGCCACGCGCAUCGCCGACGAAAAGAAGCCGACCAUUUGCGGCACUCCCAACUACAUUGCCCCGGAGGUGCUGCAGAAGCUCGGCCACGGCUACGAGGCGGACACGUGGGCCAUGGGCUGCAUCAUGUAUGCCAUGCUGGUAGGACAGCCUCCCUUCGAGACGGAGACCCUGAACGAGACGUACAAACGCAUCACCAACAACCAGUACACGCUGCCGCCGCAGCUGUCGCCGGCCGCCUCGGACCUGAUCGCGCGCCUGCUGCACCCCAGUCCGCGCAUGCGGCCCACCACGGCCGAGAUGCUGCAGCACCAGUUCUUCCACAGUGGCCAGCUCAUGACCACGCUGCCCGUCUCGUGCUGCACGCACGCGCCCAAGCUGGCGCCGCCGGCCGCCGUGCGACCCGCCUCCCAGGUGCUCGAGCACAUAGGUGUCGGAGAGGUGGAGCCGCCGCUGCACGCGAUGCGCCUGCCCUCUAGCCGCAGCGAGGUGAAGCUCGUGUCUCCCAAGUCGCCGGCGCGCGGCGCUGGUGGCAGCAGCGGCUCCUCUGGCCGCCUGGUGCGGUCACAGAGCGUCAAAGACAAUAGCAAGCUGAUGGAAAAGGUGAAGGAGAAGGAGACGUCGCUCCACGGCUCGAUCCGCCAGAAGAUCUCCAGUGUGUUCCGACCCUCGUCCGACAAGAAGAAGGCCAAGGAAUGGACGUCGGCCACCCUGUACAAAGCGCUUUCCGAGUGCCUCCAGUCAGUCCCGGAGGACGCUGACAUAAAUCCCGAGCCAGUGCCACACUCGCCUCUGUUCAUCACCAAGUGGAUCGACUACAGCAACAAGUACGGCUUCGGCUUCCAGCUCAGCGACCGCAGCGUCGGCGUGCUCUUCAACGACUCCACCAAAGUGCUGUACCUGCAAGACAAGAGCCGGGUGGAUUUCGUCGGCCGCCACGGCCGCUCGUGCUCCUACGAGCCGUCCCAGGUGCCGUCGCUGCUCCAGGAGCGCUUCACACUGCUCCGCUACUUCAGCCAGUACAUGGACGAGAACCUGACGGAGGGCGGGGAGACGCGAGGCACGGCCGCCGGCGCCCAGCUGCCGCCGCCGCCGGCACCUGAGGUGCACAUGCGCCGCUGGGUGCGCACCCACAAGGCCAUCAUCAUGCAGCUCUCGAACGGCACGCUACAGAUAAACUUCUUCAAGGACCACACGAAGGUGAUUCUCUCUGCCGCCGGUCCGUCUUCCGAGCUGACGGUGACAUACAUCAACUCGGAGCGGAGGGCGGCCUCCUACCCCCUGGUCGACCUGAGCGGAAUCGGCUGCAGCCGCGCCCUCCGCGACCGUCUAGAGUACGCCACGGUCGUGCUCAGGGAGUUCAGCGACCAUGACCUCAAGGAGAAGUAAUGAGUGGGGUCGGGUCGGCGGCAGAGGGCGGAAUCCUCCGGGAUGGACCCUCUUGUCGCCUAGUUGCGGACUCGCACCAGCCACAAGACAGACGUGCGAAGCCCCCGGGGACGGUAGACCAAGUAUGUGUCGGCUGUUCCCCGGCGCGGCGGCAUUGUGACAGAAUAAGGAUCUCUGGAGCGGGGGCGCUGGCUGCGCCGUAUAGCCCAGCCGGACGUCGCGCCGCGGUAGACAUAGCUCAAACGGGCGUCACACAGGGCUCGGGUGCGUCAGAAUGGCAGUGUGUAGUCAUUGGGGUCGCGCGCGGUGCCCUGUGCGUGUGUGUGUAUGUGUGUUGUGGUGCGAUCUGAGCUGCCAUGGACCCAGGGACCAUCGCGGCGCCCCGCCCCGUCAAUGGGAGGGUGGGGCGCCGGUGGGACCCCUCAGCCGAGUCCCACUCCGCCCGGAGUGAGAGCUCGCAAAGCUCAUACGGUGGUGAUCCAGUUGUUUGUUCUUCGUCGUCGGAGUGAUAUUUAGUUUGAAUUUAUGCCGGUCUGUGUUACAUUCGCGAGCAACGAAGCGAAGCGCGUCGUUUGGUUUUCGCGAGACAUUACUGUUCUUUUACCGAAGUUAUGGUAGCCUUUUUCUAGCCCAGAUCCUUAUACUCCUUUUGUAGGUUCGUGUGUGCCAGUGGCCUCUGCCACGGUGCGGAAAUCGACCAGUGUUGUGUUUGAAAAACAGUGCACCAACUGCCGCCUGGCUGUCUUUCGGGACGAAUCGCCCCCAGUUGGCGUUCCUUUCGCCCCCCAGUAACAGUGUUUCUCACCGGCCAUAAAGACACGAUGUUGGUCUCUCUCGAGCCGCCGCCGACGAGCUGUACAGUACUGCGCAUGCGCGGGCAUUAACCAAUCAAAUCGGCGGCGCGGCUGCUGUCCAACCCAGAUCGUCAAACUGCCACAGGCUCGCGGGAUAGACCUGCUGCCGAGCUGUCUUUCAUAGCCACAUGUGCGUCCGUUGUUAUCGAUUCGCCGCUGAGUGCUUAUUCAUCACUGUAUAAUCGGUAAAUAAAUUGAACCUCAGA
Amphibalanus amphitrite is the source of this 3430-nucleotide messenger RNA. Its product is annotated as serine/threonine-protein kinase PLK1-like. Gene Ontology annotation, cellular component: centrosome; cytoplasm; spindle pole. Lineage: Eukaryota; Metazoa; Arthropoda; Thecostraca; Balanomorpha; Balanidae. The record is from RefSeq and is a predicted model, not a curated record. The transcript has 10 exons. Gene Ontology annotation, molecular function: protein binding; ATP binding; protein serine/threonine kinase activity. Gene Ontology annotation, biological process: protein phosphorylation; mitotic cell cycle; regulation of cytokinesis. Bases 196 to 2370 code for a protein of 724 amino acids.